GCACGUAUAUGGCACAAGCCUAGCGUAGACACGAAGGCUUGCUGUGUUGUCUAUAGCUUUCGACAGCACACGCUUCCAUUUCCUUCGAGAGGCAUCGAUCAGUGCCGUCAUCUAUCGUUCGCCGCUCAGCACGGCUACUAGCCAGCAGCCGAGAGGGUUCGAGAGGGGCCGAUGGGCAGCGUCGGCGGCUGGCCGGAGGAGGAGGAGGAGCAGGCCGCCGCCGGCAGCGAUCCUCCUCCGGCUGUGUGCGUGACGGGGUCCACCGGCUACGUCGGCUCCUGGCUCGUCCGCACGCUGCUGCGGCGAGGCUACCGCGUCCACGCCACCGCCAGGGACACAGGCAAGGCGUGGCGGGUGCUCGCCGCCGUGGAAGGGGGCGACCGGCUCCGGGUGUUCCGGGCGGACAUGGGCGAGGUCGGGAGCUUCGACGCCGCCGCCACGGGAUGCGUGGCGCUCUUCCAUGUCGCGGCCUCCAUGGAGUUCCACGUAUCACCAGGCCAGGACAACGUUGAGGAGCGCGUGAGGUCAAGUGUGCUGGAGCCGGCGACGAGGGGCACCAUCAACGUGCUGCGGUCCUGCGUCCGCGCGGGGACCGUGCGCCGGGUCGUCUUCACGUCCUCCGUCAGCACGCUGACGGCGGCGGGCGCGGAGGGCCGGCGGGAGGCGGUCGUCGACGAGUCCUGCCUUAGGGACCUCGCCGACGUCUGGCGCACCAAGCCCGUCGGCUGGAUCUACAUCCUGUCCAAGCGACUGACAGAGGAGGCGGCGUUCAGGUUUGCACGGGAGAACGGCCUCCAUCUCGUGUCAGUCAUCCUGCCGACGGUUGCAGGCCCGUUCCUGACGCCAAGUGUUCCAACGAGCAUCCAGCUUCUGCUGUCACCCAUAACAGGUGAUCCCAAGCUCUACUCGCUGCUGGCCUCCGUGCACGCGAGGUUCGGGUGCGUCCCGCUGGCGCACGUCCAGGACGCCUGCGACGCGCACGUCUUCCUCAUGGAGUCGCCGCGCGCCGAGGGGCGGUACCUGUGCGCCGCCGGCGGCCACCCGAUGGCCGACGUCGAGCGGCUCCUGGCCGCGCGCUACCCUCCCUUCAAACCACCGGAGAGGUUGAGCAGAGAUUUCGACGCCUCGUCGGCGGCGGCGAUGUCGUCCAAGAGGCUGCUGGACCUUGGUUUCAGGUUCGAGCGUGGUGUGGCGGACAUCGUGGCAGACAGUGUCGCGCAGUGCCUCGACCAUGGAUUCCUGGAGCACCCUGAGACCUGAAUGGGAGCUGCAACGAGACCUGAAUGGGAGGCAAGGCCAGGAUGGAUGGUUGGGCUGGGGCAUGGGAUACUACUCGAUCGCAUUGGGUAUAAAGGCAUCCAAAUUGAGAACAUGUCAAAUAUGUUCGAAGCGUAUGAAUUUCGCGGAAAACCGUUCAUUUAAUGUUAAGGUUUUUGUCGUGCUUUUCGGAUUA
This is a messenger RNA of Panicum hallii, 1453 nucleotides long. RefSeq names its product putative anthocyanidin reductase. Bases 172 to 1260 code for a protein of 362 amino acids. NCBI's taxonomy places the organism in Eukaryota, Viridiplantae, Streptophyta, Magnoliopsida, Poales, Poaceae. The transcript has 6 exons. Gene Ontology annotation, molecular function: oxidoreductase activity, acting on the CH-OH group of donors, NAD or NADP as acceptor. The record is from RefSeq and is a predicted model, not a curated record.